Molecule: messenger RNA, 2279 nt
Organism: Anolis carolinensis (green anole)
Lineage: Eukaryota; Metazoa; Chordata; Lepidosauria; Squamata; Anolidae
Gene: mutyh
Product: mutY DNA glycosylase
Exons: 16
Coding region: 120-1685 (521 amino acids)
Biological process (GO): mismatch repair; base-excision repair
Cellular component (GO): nucleus
Molecular function (GO): purine-specific mismatch base pair DNA N-glycosylase activity; oxidized purine DNA binding; 4 iron, 4 sulfur cluster binding
Source: RefSeq, a predicted model, not a curated record
CAGAAAUACGGAAGCCAGUGCGUCGUUUUGAUUGGCUCUGCGCUGCCUCGCUUUAGAACUCCCAAGUAAGGCGCGCGGGGCAAGGAGGGAGCAAUAGCAACAAAGACACGAGCUUGGCAAUGAUUAAACAUCGACUGUCAACAUGCAACAAGCUGAGAACACAACAGAACAUUGCAAAGAAACAGAAAUCACCAACUAAAUAUGAAGAUGACAUUACACUCAGCAAAGAAGUACCCAGUCAACAGUGUUUCUUCCAUACUUUCAGCGAUGCAGCCGAAAUCAAAGAUUUCCGUAAGAGGUUACUUACCUGGUACAAUAAAUGCAAACGGGACCUUCCCUGGAGGAAAAUGGCUACAAGUGAAACUGAUGCUGACAGACGAGCCUAUGCUGUGUGGGUAUCUGAGAUCAUGCUUCAGCAAACCCAAGUGGCUUCAGUGAUCAGCUACUACAAUCGCUGGAUGCAGAAAUGGCCAACUUUGCAGGAGCUUGCUAAGGCUUCACUAGAGGAGGUGAAUGAGCUAUGGUCUGGGCUUGGCUACUAUUCCCGAGGGAAGAGGCUCCAGGAAGGUGCACGCAAGGUGGUGUCCCAGAUGGCAGGCCACAUGCCCAGGACAGCAGAGGAGCUGCAGAAGUUGUUGCCAGGAGUUGGGAAGUAUACUGCAGGAGCUGUAGCAUCCAUCGCAUUUGGCCAGGUGACAGGUGUGGUAGAUGGAAACGUAAUUCGAGUCUUGUGCCGUGCACGAGCCAUUGGUGCUGAUCCCACAAGUUCAGCUGUCGCUGACAGACUUUGGGCUUUAGCCAACAGUCUGGUGGAUCCAACUCAUCCAGGUGACUUUAAUCAAGCAAUGAUGGAAUUGGGGGCAACUGUGUGUACCCCCAAGACACCCUUAUGCACAGAGUGUCCAGUGAAGCAGCACUGUAGGGCUUAUCACAGAGUGGAGAAGGAUCUGGUACUUUCUGGAGAGAGACUGCUAGGAAAAGCAGCCUCGAAGUACUCCCACUUGCCAGAUGUGGAAGAAUGUGCCACCACUACAGGGAGUUGCUCUUUCUGCCUGCCUACUUCAGAGCCGUGGGAUCCCAGUCUUGGGGUGGCCAAUUUCCCCAGAAAGGUCACUAAGAAGAAGCCAAGAAUCGAACAUACAGCCACGUGUGUGCUCCAGCGGAGAAGCAUUGGUGGGGAACCAGAGUAUCUUAUUGUACAGAGACCCAGCUCAGGACUGCUGGCAGGGCUGUGGGAGUUUCCAAGCCUCCUCCUUGAGCCAGGACAAGAGAAGCAACUGAAAUCAGCACUCGCAGGUCACCUCCAGACUUGGGUUGGUAGCGAUGUGGCAGUAAGGCGCCUGCAGCAUGUUGGGGAGGUCCUCCAUGUUUUCUCCCAUAUCCGCAAAACAUAUGUGAUCUAUUUUUUAAAUCUGAACAAAGAAGAGGAAAACUGUGACAAAGAAGUGGAGCUGCCAGCAUCCCGAUGGGUGACCAAAACCGAAUUCCAGAGCUCAGCUAUUUCUACAGCCAUGAAAAAGAUUUUGAAAGCCUAUGAAGCAUGGAGCUCUAAAACCAGUUCUGACAAGGUUGUUAAGCGGAAACGAGACACCCUACAUGCGAGCCAUUCAAAGCCAGAAGAGGCCAGUGUCUGCAAAAGGCAACUUUCUCUGGAUUCUUUUCUUGCAACAAAUCCCAAGAACUGACAUAGUCUAUCUGCUGUGCCUGACUUCAUAUGGGAAAUGAUACACAUCCCCUGCUCCCCUAUAGAAAGCACUGCUGGUGUCUCCCCAAGGAGAUGAUAAUUUCAUGACCUUCACAUUAUUUCUGAGAGCAUUCUUGUCUUAUGUUCAUGUGCCUGUUGGAGACAAUUCUAAACACAGCUUGCUACUAUGAAGUAUUAAUGUUUCUCUUGGAUUCCCCAUGUGUCUUUUACCUUGAGAGAUAAGGGACUAAACGAAGGGUAACAACAGCUGUCUGCAGCAAGCACAUCACGGAGUCUACUAACAUUCUUGCACAUGCACAAUAAAAGCAGAUGAAGCUAUUCCCAUGGUUUCAUACAGUCAUGACAUAACAACAAAGAAAAUAUGUUUUUAAAUGUGACACAGGAUAGCAGAAGUAGGAUAGGAUAUCUGAUCUCCUGUGGCUGACAAAUUUGAUCAGGCUUUCUUGUUGCUUCUUAAGACAUGUAAAUAUUCUUUUACUGGGUCUUAGCGCUAUAUUAAUUGUCAUUUUUAUCACAAAUUAACAAUAUCCUGUUCUCAUUUUGUUUACCUUAAUAAAUUUUUAAAUAAUUUGUA